Protopolystoma xenopodis is the source of this 687-nucleotide messenger RNA. The record is from the annotation of a GenBank genome assembly. Lineage: Eukaryota; Metazoa; Platyhelminthes; Monogenea; Polystomatidea; Polystomatidae.
AUGAUGCAACAGCCCCGGCCCCAGUGUUUGUUGAAAUAUCAUGAGACCACGAGUUCCAAUCUAAAAGCAAUUUCAGCUCAUCCCACGUCCCUUCUCAUCAGCUACCCCCCAGCAAACUCCUGCAAAAUUGCUCUCUUUACAUAUCAUUCUUCCCAUUUUUAUGCCGAUUUCUCAGGUUUCCCGACUAUUACUGAAUCGGCCGCCCUGGCCACUCUCGACACAGCACUCAAAUAUCCAUUUAGGAGCUACAGAACUGUUGUUUCCCGACUAUUACUGAAUCGGCCGCCCUGGCCACUCCCGACACAGCACUCAAAUAUCCAUUUAGGAGUCUCUCGCGUCAAUCGCCUCCUGCCCAUUGCCGAGGCUCUCUUCUGGCACCUCGGCGUCCGUGCCCUGUUGCAGGCCAGCAUUGCUUUGUGCAUCGCCUGCCUGGUCUGCCCGGUCGUCUGCAUCCUCCUGACGGUGGCUGGACUAGUGCGUUGGCUUGUUCGCUCCGUCUGGGACUCCAUAAUCUUCCACUGCUUGCUGGCCCAUCGAACCCGAGUGCCCCGACGUGGAGGCAUCUGGGUUCGACACGUCGCAGGCCCUGGGACUGCGGAUAAUCACUUUUAUCAGGUGAACUAUCAGUUCUCCCUAUCUUUAUUCUCUUUGGGGUAUUUUCCUGUUACAACAUUUUCAUCAAGUUAA